Messenger RNA from Vigna umbellata (rice bean), 2481 nucleotides. NCBI's taxonomy places the organism in Eukaryota, Viridiplantae, Streptophyta, Magnoliopsida, Fabales, Fabaceae. The record is from RefSeq and is a predicted model, not a curated record.
GCAGCGUUCCGAGAAGGUCAGCCGGGGGUAGUCGAGCAGUCAGGGUUGACGAGCAGGGGGUCGGGGUCCGAGCAGGUCAGGGUCCCCCACAGGCCGGAGUCCGAAAACAGGUCAGGCUCGUCGCAGGCGGGGGCCCGCGGGGUUGCCGCUGGUGGUAUUGAAACCGGCGGGGCGGCGGGGGAACAAGUUCGGCGAACCGGCCGGGCUGGUGGCCGUACAGGGCCCACGCAGGCCGGGCAGGCGAGGGGUCCGAGCACAGUCAGGCGAGGCCAGCAGGCGGCGGCGAGUGUCGACAGGUCAAACGAGGGUCCGAGAAGUGUCAGCCGUAGUGGUCCGAGCAGGUCAGCCGGGGGUCCGAGCAGGUCAGGGUCCGAGCGUCAGCCGGGGGUCCGAGAAUGGUGCAGGGUCCGAGCAGGUCGGGUCCGAGCAGGUCAGUGUCCGCACAGGUCAGGAGUCCGAACAGGUCAGCUCGUCGCAGGCGGGGCCCGCGGGGUGCCGCGUAUGAACCGGCUGGGGGCGGCGGGAACAAGUUCGGCGACCGGCCGGGCUGGUGGCCGUACAGGGCCCACGCAGGCCGGGCAGGCGAGGGUCCGAGCAGGUACGAGGGUCCGAGCAGUGUCAGGCAGUGUCAAAGAGCAGGUGGAACGAGAAGGUCAGGUCGAGACAGGUCAGCGCGGGGUCGGAGCAGGUCAGGGUCCCGAGCAAGGUCGGGGGUCCGAGCAGGUCAGGGUCCGCACAGGUCGAGAGUUCCGAAAACGGUCAGGGUCGUCGCAGGCGGGGCCCCGCGGGGUGCCGCGGUAUGAACCGGCGGGGGAGGCGGGGGGAACAAGUUCGGGCGGAACGGCCGGGCUGGUGGCGUACAGGGCCCACGCAGGCCGGGCAGGCGAGGGUCCGAGCAGGUCAGCAGGGCCCACGAGGCGAGGCAGGCGAGUGUCCGAGCAGGUCAACGAGGGUCCGAGAAGGUCAGCCGAGGGUCCGAGCAGGUCACCGGGGGUCCGAGCAGGUCAGGGUCCGAGCAGGUUCAGCCGGGGGUCCGAGCAGGUCAGGGUCCGAGCAGGUCGGGGUCCGAGCAGGUCAGGGUCCGCACAGGUCAGGAGUCCGAACAGGUCAGGCUCGUCGCAGGCGGGGCCCGCGGCGGUGCCGCGGUAUGAAACCGCUGGGGCGGCGGGGAACAAGUUCGGCGACCGGCCGGGCUGGUGGCCGUACAGGGCCAGCCAGGCCGCGAGGUCCGGACGCAGGCGAGGGUCCGGCAGGUCAGGCGAGUGUCCGAGCAGGUCAAACGAGGGUCCGAGAAGGUCACCGAGGGUCCGAGCAGGUCAGCCGGGGUCCGAAGCAGGUCAGCGUCCGGAGAAGGUCAGCCGGGAGUCCGAGCAGGGUCAGGGUCCGAGCAAGGUGGGGUCCGAGCAGGUUCAGGGUCCGCACAGGUCAGGAGUCCGAACAGUCAGGACCGUCGCAGGCGGGCCGAGGGUGCCGCGGUAUGAACCGGCGGGGGCGGCGGGGAGGGAACAAGUUCGGCGGGACCGGCCGGCUGGUGGCCGUACAGGCCACGCAGGCCGGGCAGGCGGGAGGGUCCGACCCCCCCCCCCCCCUGCAGGGUCAGGAAGGGCCCCGCAGGCAGGCAAGGGCGAGUGUCCGAGCAGGUCAACGAGGGUCCGGAAGGUCAGCCGGGGGUUUCGAGCAGGUCAGGGUUCGAGGCAGGUCGGGGUCCGAGCAGGUCAGGGUCCGCACAGGUCAGGAGUCCGAAACAAGGGUCAGGUCGGUCGCAGCGGGGGCCCGCGGGGUGCCGCGGUUGAAAAACCAUGGCGGGGGGCGGGGCGGGGAACAAGUCGGCGACCGGCCGGGCUGUGCCCGUACAGGGCCCACGCAGGCCGGGCAGGGCGAGGGUCCGAGCAGGUCGCAGGGUCCGGCAUAGAGUGUCCGAGCAGGUCAAACGAGGGUCCGAGAAGGUCAGCCGAGGGUCCGAGCAGGUCAGCCGGGGGUCCGAGCAGGUCAGGGUCCGAGCAGGUCAGCCGGGGUCCGAGCAGGUCAGGGUCCGAGGCAGGUCGGGGUCCGAGCAGGUCAGGGUCCGCACAGGUCAGGAGGUCCGAACAGUCAGGCUCGUCGCAGGCGGGGCCCGCGGGGUGCCGCGGUUAUGAAAACCGGGGGGGGGCGGCGGGGAAACCAAGUCGGCGACCGGCCGGGCUGGUGGCCGUAAGGGCCCACGCAGGCCGGGCAGGCGAGGGUCGAGCAGGUCAGCGAGGGUCCACGAGCGGUCAGGCGAGUGUCCGAGCAGGUCAAACGAGGGUCCGAGAAGGUCAAGCCGAGGGUCGAGCAGGUCAGCCGGGGGUCCGAGCAGGUCAGGGUCCGAGCAGGUCAGCCGGGGGUCCGAGCAGGUCAGGGUCCGAGCAGGUCGGGGUCCGAGCAGGUCAGUGGUCCGCACAGGUCAGGAGUCCGAACAGUCAGGCUCGUCGCAGGCGGGGCCCGCGGGGUGCCGCGGUAUGA